GGAAAUAUUGUCUAUGUGGAUAUGUCAGACUCACCUGAAAUUUUUGAAGGAGAAGGUGACUACCAGUUUGACAUAUACCGCAUUAUGCGGGAUAACAAUGGAAACGAUUGGCGACCAUUCCACCCACGAACAAAUCUGUAUUGGUUGCAUUACUUGAUGGGCAAACUGUUAAACGAGACCUCCUAUCCCCGCCGCGAUCCUGACUCACAACCGGUGGAAUCCGAAUUGCGCGCCCUGUACGAUAUGGUAUUAACAAACAACUAUCGGUCAGCUACGCAUUUAGUCAGCACGUGUUUCUAUUUUGACACUUGCCGGAUCGGUUGA
Molecule: messenger RNA, 324 nt
Organism: Echinostoma caproni
Lineage: Eukaryota; Metazoa; Platyhelminthes; Trematoda; Plagiorchiida; Echinostomatidae
Source: the annotation of a GenBank genome assembly